Messenger RNA from Pongo pygmaeus (Bornean orangutan), 8625 nucleotides. It is a transcript of the gene NXT1, whose product is annotated as nuclear transport factor 2 like export factor 1. The record is from RefSeq and is a predicted model, not a curated record. The transcript has 2 exons. NCBI's taxonomy places the organism in Eukaryota, Metazoa, Chordata, Mammalia, Primates, Hominidae. Gene Ontology annotation, biological process: nucleocytoplasmic transport. The coding region runs from base 7895 to 8317 and encodes 140 amino acids.
UUCUUGAGGUGAAGUUUAUAUAAAAUGGGCUAUUUUAACACAAACAAUUCAAUAGCUUUUAGCAGUUUCACAAUAUCGUCCAACCUCUAUCAGUUCCAGAACAUUUUCAUUACUCAAAAGCCUGGUACCCAUGAAGCUGCUUCUCCCCAUUCCUCCCUGCCCACAGCCCCUGGCAAACACCAUUCGGCAUUCUCUCUGCAGAUUCACCUAUUCUGGAUAUUCCACAGAAAUGGAAUCCUACAACAGGUGACUUCUGUGUAUGGCUUCUUUCACCACAUUUUCAAGGUUCAUCUACAUUGCAGCAUGUAUCAGUACUUCAUUUAUUUUUAUUUAUUUUAGAAAUGGGGUUUCUGUUGUCCAGGCUGCAGUGCAGUGGCAUAAUCAUCGCUCAAUGCAGCCUUGAACUCCUGAGCUCUAGAGAUCCUCCUACAUUAUCUUCCCAAAUAGCUAGUACUACAGGUGUGACCCACCACAGCUGGCAAGUUUUUUUUAAAUUUUUUGUAGAGGCUAGGUCUCAUGAUGUUGCCCAGGCUGGUGUGGAACUCCUGGCCUCAAGCAAUCCUCCUGCCUCAGCCUCUCAAAGCACUGGGACUACAGGCAUGAGCCACCACACCUGGCCAGUACUUUAUUUUUCAUGGCUGAGUAAUAUUCCAUUGUAUGGGUAUACCAUAUUUUGUUUAUUCAUUCAUCCAUUGGACAUUUGGAUUGUUUUCAAUUUUUGGCUAUUAUGAACAAUCAUGCACAAAUACUCACUUGGGUACCUAUUUUCGAUUCUUUUGGGUAUCUACCUAGAAGUAGAAUUGCUAGGUCGUAUGGCAGUUCUAUGCUGAAUUUUUUUUGGACUCAUCAAACAGUUUUUUACAGUGACUGGACCAUUUUACAUUCCCAACAGCGAUGCACAAGGGAUCCAAUUUCCCCACAUUCUCACCAACAUUUGUUAUUUUCCAUUUUUUUAUUCUAGGCAUCCUAAGAUUGCAGAACGGCGCCUCAUUGGGGUUUUGAUUUGCACGUCCAGAGGGCAUUCCUGGUAAACAAAGCAGCACAGGCCAUUUUACAAGGCCAUCAUUCCCUAAGAGCCUCGUGUUUGUAAGUGUCAUGCCCUCAGCUCAAAGCUCAGCUCGAGAGCAGGGAGAUCAUACAUCUUACCUUUCCUUUGUGUCAUCAGCUCCGAACACCCAUGGCUUAAUGAGGUUCACAGGCCCUUUCCACUCAGAUCUACAGUUGGCCUGCAUGGUUGGAUCAAUAGGAAUAGCCACCUCCAAGGCUAUGCCCAAGGUCACCACAGGGUUGCUUGUGAAGCACACUGAAUGUGCCGGGUCCUCCAGAAGCUGCUUGUGCAACCACUUACAAUGCCUGCUAUGAUUGACACCUUCAGUGCCUGUCUGGGGCCUGGUACUUCCCUUUCAGGGGGCUCCAGCUGAUUUCCAAAUGACUAAGGGCUUCUUUUCCAGGCUAGUGGAAGAAAAGCUUCUCUGCCCCUCUUGCCAGACAAGAAAACAACACCUCCCCAGCAGCCCUCAACUCUCAGGAGUUGUGUGUAAAUUCCACAAUUCCCACACGCUCCGGCCCUCCAGGGGGAAUAAUUCUGAAGCAUGUGUUCUAUGCUGUUCUAUGAGGAGCUGCACAGCAUGAUGAGGAUCCAGUCACCCACAGUGGUAGCAGCCUGGGUAAUCUACUCCUCACCCAUCCCAAUUCCCCACACCCCUAUGCCUAGCAAAUCAAUGACUUGCACCAAAAUACUUGCUUCGGAUCAGCUUCUUGGGGAAUCCAAACUAAGACAUGUACCAUGUGCUAGGCACUUCCUACACAGUAUUUAUAAAACUGGCUUAGAAGCAGAGAAAUAACAGUGUCCUUGAGAGUUAAAAGUCAGUAAGACUUGGAACAUACUUAUGCAAUGUCACCUUUAAGAGAAAAGAGGCUCCCAGCCCAUGAGGUGAACAAAUUAAAAUAUCCACCACCAGAAUGUGGAAACACCCAAAAAAAGGGGUGGGGUAAUUCACAGGGGCAAAUGUGGGCAGGGCUGGUGGGAAAGGAAUAUGGUCACCAGACUCACUGUGGGGUAUCUGGUCUCCCCGGUGACCACGUUCCUUCCUGAGAACGUAGAUCCUUCAGGCCCUGUCAACUUGUGCCCUUGGCCACUGGGAUCAUGCCAUCUACUGUGUUUCCUUGUUCUGACCCAUGCUCUUAUAGCCACCCGCACCUGCUCACAUAGAGAGCACAUGAACACAUGCUGCUUAGUCCCUGGGAAGUUGGUUCUGGCUGUAGAUGAACCAACCAACACCCGCUCUGGAGCGCAGCCUUGUGAGGUUCUUCCUGUGACUGUUUCUAGCCAAUGGACCCAUUUUCAGAAAUCAGGACAAAGCCAGCCUCAGGACUGUGGUGAGUUCGUUGAAGUGGCAUCACUACGUAAGGCAUUGAGGGGCCUCCUUUUCUUUUCUUUUUUUUUUUUUUGAGAUGGAGUCUCGUCGCCCAGGCUGGGGUGCAAUGGCGUGGUUUCAGCUCACUGCAAUCUCCGCCUCCCGGGUUCAAGCAAUUCUCCUGCCUCAGCCUCCUGAGUAGCUGGGACUACAGGCACAUGCCACCACGCCCAGCUAAUUUUUGUAUUUUUAGUAGGGAUGGGGUUUCACCAUGUUGGCCUGGCUGGUCUCAAACUCCUGACCUCAUGAUGUGCCCACCUUGGCCUCCCAAAGUUCUGGGAUUACAGGCAUGAGCCAUUGCACCCAGCCGAGGGGCCCUAUUUUCAAGGUUCCAUUAGCAGCAAGUGGCAAACCCAGGUCAGACAUAAAUUAAAAAGGAGUUAUUGCCAGCACUAGGCUAUUCCCUGGAGCCUUGGGGCAGGACCACAGCAAGGACUUGGAGAAGGAAAGUAUUAAGAACUCUGUCUUGCUGCAUAGCAGACCACUACAAAACUUAGUGGGUUAGCAUGACAACAAUCAUUUAUUUUGCCCACAAAUCUGCAGUUUGGGUGGGGCAAGGUAGGCUCAUUUCUCUUCAAGCCUUUCCAACCUAGGACCACGGUGCUUCACACAAGCCACACAACUGGCUACUGCUGUGGGGUGGCUCAGCUGGAGCUGGGCUUUGCUUGCAGCACAGCACUGGACUCCAGGCACAUGUAUAGCUAGAGAGCAGCACCAGCCGUAUCUCCUUUUACAGGCCAACCUUGGCAGACAUGUAACACCAUUUAGCCUGAGCUCACACAGUCACAAAGGCCUGCCUGAUCAAGGGAAGGACUCAACACCAUCUCCUGAUGGGGGGUGGCAAGGUAAGGUUCCAGAUGAGGACAUGGGACCAGAAAUUUAUUUUAUGUCCAUUUUCAGAAAAUGUAAUCCAUCAUAGUAAGGAAUCAAGGCAACCACUCUCCAUAGCUCGUGUGUAUGCAUGUGUACAUGUAAGUGUGCAUAUGAGUGUCCAUGUGUGCAUGUGUGUGUGCAUACAUGUCUUGCUCCAGUUCUCUCCUCUCUCUGGUCACAUGACGUUGACCUCUGCUUCAUCCUCUGUCUGUGCUCAUGGCCUCAGUUAUUCCUGCCUUCUCAGAAUCCCCCCUCCUUCCUUUGGGAACAGCUCCUCCACACUACUUCUUUUGAGAAACUUCCUCCCCAGGUGUUUUUGGCAGGACUGUCCCUCAGGCCACCCAUCCCUCCUGGGCAGCAGAGGGGUGGCACAUGACUGAAGUUGGGCCAAUCCAACUCUCUCCUGAGAAUCUGACUUUAGUGGAGAAUCCCAGGUGCUAGACACUGGUCACAGCUCUGUCAGUCCAACUCAGCCCCUGAGGCAUCCACUGCCCAGUUCUUGCUCCCAGACUAAAAGAGCCACCUUAACAGUGCCUUCUGUAGACUCUGCAAACAUCCUGCAGUCUUCCAUUAAAUACUGAUAAAUAUGCGUAUUUAGUUCCAAUUCCACAUACAGGCUUUGCAGCCGUCUGACCUCUCCCACAAUUCCAGAUGGCUGGUGGCUGAGCUGGGAAGAGGGCUGAGAUUCAAACCAGAAAUGAUCCGUACAACCUUCUCAGACAAAUGGCAUCACUGCGGGCUGGGCAAAUGCUCCAGAUGGUGCCUCCUUUAUACACUGCCAUUUAAUGUCUACAGUGUCCACACCCCCAUUUUACAGAGGCAGUAACUGAAGGACAGAGAAGGCAGAGCUCAGAUUUCACAAAACACUGUCUAACCCCAUAGGGUUUGCUCCUUCGGUAAACCUCAGAAUCUCCUCAAAAGUCAGGUCCCCAACUGCCCUCCUGGAAAAGCAGCCCCAGCUCACUUUGAACUGGCAGUGGCUCAGAUGAUCCUGCUAAGGCUGAGAGACAGAAAAAAAAGUGUUUUUGGUGGCAGUACAUUAGAGUCACAACUGCUUUGCUGUCACCGUAGAUUGACUGGCUCCAAGUCAUGCAGCCUCUCAUGGCAAAUACUGUUAAGAUCCUGCGCCAGAGAACAACAUUGACAAUGAGGGAAAAGAUCAAUUCUGUGUUUACAGACUUAAAGAUCCUUAAGUCAAGCCUGUCAUCAGAGCUGCCAAGGACUCUGCCUGUGUGACCAGAUGUGCCCUUCCUCCCUGGACGGACUCCACGCUGCACAUGGGACCACUGGGCUCAUCUUCAGAAGGGCCCAUGCAAUUUGGUGACAAAUCCCACCAAUUUGUCAAUACACUUCUUCCAAGUUUAAAUGCCAGUCAUUGGAGGGAUUGUUGGCAAAUAAGGAAGUUGCUGUAGAUGCAAAAUGUCAAAGCAUGAUUCUGCUUUCCUAACGCUUUCUGGAUGCUACUUCAUGCUCGGCCCCAUAUGAAGCACUUAGCAUGCAUUGUUUCAUUCGCUCCUCACGUCAGCCCGAGGAGAUGGAUAUGACCGUUGCCCCUAUUCUACAGAGGAGGCAGCUGAGCCUCAAAGAGGCUAACUCACUUGCCACAGCCACCCUGCUAAUGCUUAAGCCACACUAGUCAGGUUGCAAAUAACUUUAUAUUUAUGCCCAAUUUUAAAUAGUAUAAAAGAUAAAAGGAUUUCCUGGCUCUUGAAACUGAAAAGUCCAAACUUGAGGGAUGGCCAACAUAGUCACCAAGAGCCUGAUUUCUUCCCAGCUUUCCUGUCUGCCUCAUCAAGGGUCUACCACUCAGGGCAGCAAGAUGGCUGCAACAGUGCUAUCCACACACUGUGAGUCCAGAAGGAAAGGGAGAAAAAUCUCCUUCCCCAGAAUCCCUCAGCAAACACCUCCAGGCUCAGUGGCCCUAAUUGGGCCUCCGACCACCCUCAGCUGUGCUCAAUGCACACAGUGCCAGUCGUGUGUGUGUCCUGUGGAACCAGGGAUGUCUCUGACCUCCCCAAACUCUAGGAUCAUAGUAAGGGAGAAGACCACCCCUCAUAUUGUCUUAUGCCCAAUUUCUGCCUCCAAAGAAAAAAGUAGUAAAAACUAAAAGGCAGAAAUGAAAUCCACAAGCAGACAGCCUGGUGCCACACCUGGGCCUGGUAAAGAUUGACUCCUGACCUAAUUGGUUAUUUGCAUAAAAAAGGCACUGUGAAGAUCCCUGUCCUGUCCCGUUCUAAUUACCUGUGCAUGCAGCCCCAGUCACGUACCUACUGCUUGCUCAAUUGAUCAUGACCCUCUCACGAGGACCCUCUUAGAGUUCUGAGCCCUUAAAAGGGACAGGAAUUGCUCACUUGGGGAGCUCGGUUGUUGGAGACGUGAGUCUCCAGGCUGAAUAAAGCCCUUCCUUAACUUGGUUUCUGAGGGGUUUUGUCUGGGGCUUGUCCUGCUACAAUAGGGGGAAUAAAAGCCAGGGCUGCUUCCAAAGAGAGCAGGGAGUGAGUGUUGAGGACAGAUCAUCACAACUAUGCAGUUGAGGAGCAAUGAUUUGAACCCAGGCUUGUCUGUUCAUUCAAACAGUAUUUAUUGAGCCCCUGCUUUGGGUCAGGCAUAAUUUUAUAUGCUAGAGACACAAACCUAAAAGGACCCUAACCUAAAAGGCAGACCCCACAAACCUAAAAGGCAGAACAGCUGCCUCUCAAGGCUAAAGUCUCGCAUUUUUAAAGGGCCUUGGAGCUGCAUUAAUGUUCUUCUAACCAGCUUUUCUAGGUAUGAAUCGCCCCUGUGACACCAGGAUGGUUCUUUGUCAGCCUCCUUGUCUAUAAAAUCAGAAAUAAUGGUACCUCCCCCAAUAAGUUAUGUGAAAGAAAUUAAAGGGGCUUAUUAUAUAGGAAACAAAAGCAGAACAACAUCCAAACUACUGAGCAUGCAGUAAAUCAACUCAUUCCCACUUCCAUUCCAUCCACGCUGAUUUAGAUCAAUCCAAGUAUCACUGCCUUGGGGUUCAAAAAGCCAUUUUAGUUCAUAAAGCCCCGAAAAUGCUCCUUCACCCACUCUGCUCAGCCUCCAACGUGUCUGUUUAAUAAUCCAAACUUUCCACCUACUUAACUGAAGUGUGUGUGUGGGGGGGGGGGUGCGGGGGGAAGGGGUGGCCUAUACUAAAUAGCCCAACUGUUUUCAACUUAUCCUGAAAUCUGAGACCAAGAUUCUCUUAGGAAUGCAAGCAAAGGGAGCCGACGGGACGCCAAGAAAGCACAGGUUAAACUACCUCACUUCAUCUAGCCCCACUUCUCUCCUCGCUUUGCAAUUAAUUAUUCAGCCUCAGACCAGCAGAUGGAGCUGAAAAUGUUGUCUAAAGAAAUGAGGUUUUUCUUUUAAUUUACAAGCUAUAGUUUCUCAUGCUUCCACACUGAAUGGUUACAUCCUGUUGAGCCUGUUCGUAAAGUUCAGUAAAAAUCCAGUUCUCAUUAUAGAACAGCUGAAUCGUAGCUAGGGACGCGGAAGAACAGAAUCCCAAUCCCAGCCGGGCCCGGGUUUCCCGGGGCCCCUCAAGCCUCAAGGCAGUGGGGAACCGCCGUCACGCCCCCGCCUCACCCCCGUCCCACCCUCGCCCCAGUCUCCUCCCACUUUUAGCUACUUUUCCCAUCUGAUUAAAACUGGCUCCCUCCGUGUCCACCAGGACGUCGCCUCUAAGUGGCCUAAGCUCCUAAGGAGCGUGAUCGGCUCAGGCACUCCGCCACGCGGAUUCCACGGGGCGCGGCCCGCGUUGCCCUCGCCGUGGCCUCAAGCAUUGCGGCGCCUCACAUGUUGCCGGACGGAAGGCCUCGGCGGGGUCAGGCAGCUGCUGCUGGCCGUGACUACAUCAACUGGUGACGUUUCACGAGACUUUUAACUGAAAUCACUCCAAUACAGGCGCAUGCGGGACAAGGGGAAAGCAUCUCACCCGACCCCACAAACCUUCCCCUCCCUCUCCAGACAAGCGGCUUCCGCGCACCGGAAAAAAAAGCAGACGCCACUCCCAGCUCUAGGUGCGAGACCUGAGAGGUUUGGCCCAAUCAGGCAUCCCACCUAACCAGACGGGCCGGGUCUGUGACCCGGUUGGACCAACGAAAACUCUACGGCGGAUUUGCCGGGAUUUCUGGGAAAGUGACACUCCCGGAAGCUACCGCCUCUUAUAAGCCACACAUGGGCGGAGUUAGCCUUCCGGCUCGCAGUCCCACUGACUGACUUCGCUGCCCGUCACGGGAAUGGGGGAGAGGGCGGGGCCGGGGCGCUCGCGUCUGCGCGGAGCCCGGCUGGCCGCGCGCGGGAAGCCGCGGAACUGCGCCGCAAAGUCCCCCGGCUCUGGGGCCCCGGUGAUCCAGAGUAAGCCUCCAAGAAGGAAGAGGAGGGGAGAAAGGCGUCUCUUCCCGUGCCCCUACCCGAGGCUUCGGUGGACCCACCUUGUGACCUCCGCGGCCAGCCCCUCAGUGGAACUGCGGCCCGCGCGGGGGGCGUCCCGACCGUGGGGGCCGCGGCCCGCCUGACCCUGGACGUCGCCGCGCAGCCCCUGGUACCCCAAGGCAGAGGAAAUACCCUGGUGGAGCCCUCCUUCCAUAGAACCAGAGAUGGCAUCUGUGGAUUUCAAGACCUAUGUGGAUCAGGCCUGCAGAGCUGCUGAGGAGUUUGUCAAUGUCUACUACACCACCAUGGAUAAGCGGCGGCGUUUGCUGUCCCGCCUGUACAUGGGCACAGCUACCCUGGUCUGGAAUGGCAAUGCUGUUUCAGGACAAGAAUCCUUGAGUGAGUUUUUUGAAAUGUUGCCUUCCAGCGAGUUCCAAAUCAGCGUGGUAGACUGCCAGCCUGUUCAUGAUGAAGCCACACCGAGCCAGACCACGGUCCUUGUUGUGAUCUGUGGAUCAGUGAAGUUUGAGGGGAACAAACAACGGGACUUCAACCAGAACUUCAUCCUGACCGCCCAGGCCUCGCCCAGCAACACAGUGUGGAAAAUCGCAAGUGACUGCUUCCGCUUCCAGGACUGGGCCAGCUAGUGGGGGUGGCAGAGGUCUCUUUGCUUCAUUCAGCCCUAGCUCUGUAGAGAAAUGCAAACCUUGACUCUCAAGGAUGUGAGGAACACAAGUUCAUUUCUGUUGUUGCGGAGACACUGCAGACUCCACUGUGCUGAGGUUGAACUCUUUUUUUGUUGCUCAAGUUCUAGGAGUCCCUUUCCUGAAUAUAUACUUGUUUGUCAUAGUUUCCUUUUCAAAGUAGUAAACUUUUCUAUUUUUCUACUUGCCCAGUAGAGACUCUGAUUCUGGAAAUUCUGACAAAUAAUUUAAUAAUACACGUUUCUUCUUUC